CAUCACCACUAUAAAAUCUCUCCCUCCACCUCUCUCUCUCUCUCAAAUCGCUUUCUCUUUCUAAAAUUCCUCACUCUAAAAGAGAACCUCAGAACCAGCUGCGAGGUGAGCGCUUUUCAACAGAUUUUCCGCUUCUUCUUCGGAGACGCAGAGAUGCAUAAUAAGGACGCUUGCUCCCCCUCCGCCAACGGCGGAUUCGGCGCCGUCACCGCCGGUCAAAUUUCGUCACCCGGCGGCGUCUACAGCUCACUGUACUCGGCCUUGUCGAACGACAGCAUUGCGUCACUCUCCGCGAACGGCGGUGGCGUUUCGCUGUAUCCGUACUCCGAGUCAACUCAGUACGACUCGGGCGUGAUUCAGAAGCACCAGGACAUGGUGAACCGUCACAGCAUGUGCCUGAGUCGCCUCGUGGAGACUUCGAAAGAGGUGGAGGCUCUGCGGCAAGAGAACGGCCAGCUCCGCGCGGCGAACAAGGAGCUGCAGAAGCAGCUGCACCUCGUCAUCCAGGCCUCGCUGGAGAACCAGUAUGAACUGAUUAGGUGCCUAGAAAAAUCAGACUUAUGA
Messenger RNA from Cajanus cajan (pigeon pea), 564 nucleotides. NCBI's taxonomy places the organism in Eukaryota, Viridiplantae, Streptophyta, Magnoliopsida, Fabales, Fabaceae. The record is from RefSeq and is a predicted model, not a curated record.